AUGCUCAUGAUAUUCCUCAACCACACAGCAGUAACAGAGUUCAUCCUGCAGGGAUUCUCAGAGCAUCCCGAAUACCACAUCUUCUUGUUCUGCUGUUUCCUGUCCCUCUACUGUGUGGCCCUCACAGGCAAUGUCCUCAUCAUCAUGGCCAUCAGCUUCAACCCUGGCCUCCACACUCCCAUGUACUUCUUCCUGUUCAAUUUGGCCACGAUGGACAUCAUCUGCACCUCAGCCAUCAUGCCCAAGACAUUGGAAGGGCUGAUGAUAGAGAAGAGCUCCAUCUCCUUUGGAGGCUGCAUGGCCCAGCUUUAUUUUCUUACAUGGGCUUUAUCUUCAGAGCUGCUGCUGCUCACGGUCAUGGCCUAUGACCGCUAUGCAGCCAUCUGCCACCCCCUGCAUUACAGCACCAUGAUGAGCAAGGCCUUCUGUAGUGUGCUUGCUACAGGAGUGUGGGUGAUCUGUGCCUUUAACUCAGCCAUCAACACAGGACUAACAGUGCGAUUGAACUUCUGUGGUCCCAAUGUCAUUACCCAUUUCUUCUGUGAAAUCCCUCCUCUGCUCCGUCUCUCCUGUAGCUCCACUUAUGUGAACAAUGUCAUGACCACACUGGCCGAUGCUUUCUAUGGUGGGUUUGACUUCCUGAUGAUCAUUGUGUCCUAUGGCUUCAUCAUCUCCAGCAUCCUGAAGAUGCGAUCUUCAGAGGGGAAGCAGAAAGCCUUCUCCACCUGUUCCUCCCAUCUCAUUGUGGUGUGCAUGUAUUGCACAGCAGUGUUCUAUGCCUACAUAAGUCCCAUGUCCGGCUACAGUGCAGCAAAAAGCAAGUUAGUUGGAGUGCUGUACUCCAUGGUGAGUCCCACCCUCAACCCCCUCAUCUACACUUUGAGGAACAAGGAGGUCAAAGCAGCCCUCAGGAAGGUUUUUCUCUUCUUCAGAAAUUAA
Dipodomys ordii (Ord's kangaroo rat) is the source of this 939-nucleotide messenger RNA. RefSeq names its product olfactory receptor 13A1-like. The record is from RefSeq and is a predicted model, not a curated record. Gene Ontology annotation, cellular component: membrane. Gene Ontology annotation, biological process: G protein-coupled receptor signaling pathway. The transcript has 2 exons. Lineage: Eukaryota; Metazoa; Chordata; Mammalia; Rodentia; Heteromyidae. The coding region runs from base 1 to 939 and encodes 312 amino acids. Gene Ontology annotation, molecular function: G protein-coupled receptor activity; olfactory receptor activity.